AUGAAGUUCUCCAUGCUUGCGGUUUUAGCCGCCUCCUUCAUGGCUUCAAACACCAUGGCCCAGACAGAUGCAGAAGCCGCAGCUGCAGCACUGGCCAUGGCAAAGAAGUUAUACCCGGCAUGUGCAAAUGGCUCCGCUACCAUGUGCGGUCUUCCCGUGCGAGACGAGAGCUUGAAGCCGCCCCUUGUUGCAGGAGUUGGGUUUGCACUUGCGCUGGUUUUCUUCAUUCUGCGUCUUUGCUCUGCCCUUCCUGGUUUUGGUCGAGAGCUUGGCUGGGAUGACUGGACGAUCAUUGCAUGUGUUAUUCUCACCGUCCCGCCGACUGUUUUCGCUUUCACUUUGGUCGACAAUGGCUUGGGCAAGGAUAUGUGGACUCUUCCGCUGAAGAACAUUGAGAAUGUUCUUGAGUACUACUUCCUCGGCGAGUUGUUCUACUUCCUGGCCCAGGCUAUGAACAAACUUUCCAUUCUCUUCUUCUUGAAUCGCAUCUUCCAGCAUAACAACCUUAGGAAGGCCAUUUGGGUCACCAUGGGUCUUGUUCUGGCUUAUGCGGCGGCUUUCUUCUUCGCGACACUGUUCCAGUGCUGGCCUAUCAACCAUGCUUGGCUACAGUUGGAAGAGAAGCAUCUGGGCCGGUGCAACAACAUCCAUCUUCAGGGUUGGUUAAGUGCUGCGUUCAACAUCGUAUUGGACGUCAUCAUCCUGGUGCUUCCUCUACAUCAACUGUAUCUUCUGCAGAUGCCUCUGAAGAAGAAGUUGAUGGUCAUGGUAGUGUUCUCCUUGGGAAUCUUUGUCACGAUUGCCAGUGUCAUCCGUCUUCGCACGUUGGUAGUUUUCGCCAACAGCACCAACAUCACCUACGAUUAUGUUGAUGCCGCUUACUGGAGUACCAUUGAGCUCUACGCCGGAAUUAUCACAGCAUCCCUCCCUGCCGUCUACAAGUUCCUCUCCGGACUCACAGCUAAGAGCGCCACAUUUACGACCAUCAAGUCAAAGCUUUCUGGCGCAUCAUCAGGAUCAGGGGCUACAGAUUCGACGGGCAAUACCCUGGGUUCAAAUGCUAUUGCUCGCCGACUGACGCCGAAGCGUUCCGAAGCGGAGUUUGUACUACUAACAGAUGUGGAAAGCGGCAAGAGCCAGAGAUGGAACUAG
Messenger RNA from Colletotrichum aenigma, 1152 nucleotides. RefSeq lists its product as uncharacterized. NCBI's taxonomy places the organism in Eukaryota, Fungi, Ascomycota, Sordariomycetes, Glomerellales, Glomerellaceae. Bases 1 to 1152 code for a protein of 383 amino acids. The transcript is spliced from 6 exons. The record is from RefSeq and is a predicted model, not a curated record.